GCGGGGCCACGACGACGACGACGACCCUGAGGAGAAAGAAGGCGGCGCUCGGCUGCCCUCGCUUCCUUCCUUCCCUCCCUCCUCCAGGCCCGCUGGGGGGAUGAUGGCGGAGCCCCUGCGGUCCCGGCUCGCCCGCAGCCGCUUCUGGGGCGGCUUUGUGUGCGGGGCGGCCCUGGGCGUCGCGGCCUCCGGGCUGGUCGCCGCGCGGCUCCGGGAAGACCCCCCGCCCCCAGGCAGCCCUUCCGAGCCCAGGGGAGAGGAACCAGCCACAGAAUCUGUGCUGGGAAAGUAUGGAUUUCCUGUGGAUGGAACACAGAACAGAUAUUACACCAACCACGUGCUGUCUUACGACCAAGCAAAACGGGUCCCUAGGUGGGUGAUUGAACAUAUCUCCAAACUCAAGACAGUGGGCAAUGCAGACAGGAAACACUGUAAAUUUAGACCGGAUCCUGGCAUCCCUCCACUCUUCAGUGCCAUGAAUGAAGACUACGUUGGGAGUGGUUGGUCACGAGGCCAUAUGGCACCAGCAGGAGAUAACAAAUACUCUCCAAAAGCCAUGGCAGAAACAUUUUAUCUCUCCAACAUCGUACCUCAAAAUUAUGAGAAUAAUGCCGGAUUCUGGAACAGAAUGGAAAUGUAUUGCCGCGAACUGACAGAGAGAUUUGAAGACGUGUGGAUUGUGUCGGGACCUUUGACGUUACCUCAGAGUGAUGAGGAUGGGAAGAAAAGAGUCAUCUAUCAGGUAAUUGGAAAAGACGACGUGGCUGUUCCUUCACAUCUGUACAAAGUGAUUCUCGCCAGGAGAAGCGCAGCGUUCCCCAGUCCUCUAGGGCUCGGGGCCUUCGUCGUACCCAACGAUCCCAUCAGUUUUGAUCAUCAGCUGCCAGAAUUCCAAGUUGGCAUUGAAGAGCUGGAGAAAAUGUCGGGCCUUGUUUUCUUCCCGCAAGUGAAUAAAGACAAGGACGUCAGGAAUAUCUGUGAGAUCGACACGUGCAAACUGAUGAGCUUGGAAGAAUUCACUUUGUACAUUACCGCACGGAAGCUGCAGAGCGCUCGGACGCUAGAAAGGUUGGGGAAGAUCAUGUCAGAGCUACAGGAGAAAGGGAUCCAGCCGGAUGAAUAUCUUUUGAAGGUUUACAAGAAGAAAGAAGAGGAAUUAGUGGUACAGAAAACGAUGGAAGCUAGAGAAGGGAAAACUGGUUAAUGUUUGUGUAUGUGUGUUUUAAAAAGGUUUGACUCUGCUGCUGUAAAAUUUGGGUCAGGUUUCUGCAGUGACAGAGAUCUUGGAGUAGAAGUCUGGUUCUUUGGCGCAAGAAUUAUAAUAUCCCCAAUGGCACAGGAUAGCCAUGGAGCCCACACUGAUUGAUCUGUGCCCCUUUUGAAAACCAGUUUAUUCAGAAUUGCUUCUAAGGAUACUGUAAAUGUAGAAACAAAUAAAAGAAAGUAACUUCUCCAGUAACUUUUCUAUUAAUUUUCUAUUCCUCAGCACAGUCUCAAAUGAUCUUCAUUAUAACGUUGCUAUCCAAAAGUCAUAGUUUUCUGAAACCAGUGUAUAUGUGCAUAACUGUAUAUAAAUAAUACUCCUAAAUACUGUU
Messenger RNA from Sphaerodactylus townsendi, 1595 nucleotides. RefSeq names its product exo/endonuclease G (gene EXOG). Bases 101 to 1204 code for a protein of 367 amino acids. Gene Ontology annotation, cellular component: mitochondrial inner membrane; nucleus. Gene Ontology annotation, biological process: apoptotic DNA fragmentation. The transcript is spliced from 6 exons. Gene Ontology annotation, molecular function: 5'-3' exonuclease activity; metal ion binding; RNA endonuclease activity. Lineage: Eukaryota; Metazoa; Chordata; Lepidosauria; Squamata; Sphaerodactylidae. The record is from RefSeq and is a predicted model, not a curated record.